GUAUGGCGAGACCAGAACCUGACCGAGUGCAUGCGACAGGAAUUUCCAGAGUUCCUCAACGGAUUUCUGGCGCUGCCCGGGGGCAUCGAGAGAUCAGAUAUCGGCCGCUAUUGCGCCCUGUACCAGCAAGGAGGCAUCUAUGCAGACCUCGACUACGAGGUGCGGACCAACUUCUACGCCGAGCUGCCUGGCAGAAUUGUGUUCGGUCGGUCGACAUUUGCCGGCCCUCAACAGCCAUAA
Symbiodinium necroappetens is the source of this 240-nucleotide messenger RNA. The record is from the annotation of a GenBank genome assembly. Lineage: Eukaryota; Dinophyceae; Suessiales; Symbiodiniaceae.